UAGAUAGAUGGAUAGCUAGGAAGAAUCGAUGACGACGACAACGAUUGGGAAGUGGGCGAGGACGGGGAGGAGGAGAAUAAGAGCAGGCGACGCCGGCGGCGGAGGAGGAGUAGGAGACGAUGAUGAUGUCGUCGUCGCAGCGACACGCGUACAGCUACGGGGACGCCCUUUACUGGGACGCCCGCUACCUGGCCGACGGCAGCGCCUCCUUCGACUGGUACCAGCGCUAUUCCGCCCUCCGCCCCUUCGUCAGGAAGUACGUCCCCGUCUCCGCCCGCGUCCUCAUGGUCGGCUGCGGCAACGCUGUUUUGUCGGAGGAUAUGGUGAAGGAUGGUUACAUAGACAUCAUGAACAUUGACAUUUCAUCAAUUGUGAUAGAAAUGAUGAGAACAAAAUAUGCGCAUAUUCCACAACUACGAUACAUGCAAAUGGAUGUAAGGGACAUGAGCUUUUUUGAUGAUGAAUCAUUUGACUGUGUUUUUGAUAAAGGGACUUUGGAUUCUUUAAUGUGUGGCAUGGAUGCUCAACUCAGUGCCUCUCAGAUGCUAGAAGAAGUGAACAGGCUUCUCAGACCUGGAGGGAUCUAUAUGUUGAUAACUUAUGGUGAUCCAUCUGUUCGCAUUCCUCAUUUGAACCAACCAGGAUGCAAUUGGAAGAUUAUUCUGUAUAUUAUACCCAGGCCAGGAUUCCAAAGCCCCGGAGGGGAUAGUCGACCAAGGUCAAUCAUGGAACCUGUCCCACUUACUGAGAGCGGCCAGCUUCCGGCUGGUUUUGUUCUCGAAGAUCCAGACUCGCACUACAUAUAUGUGUGUAAGAAGAUGCAUUAAAGAGUUGAUGCCUCACUACUGCCUUGAUAUUGUUUUGAGAUGCUCAACUUUACUUGUAGCUAGUUAUAUUCCCAAACUGCUGCUGUUGAGAAAAACAAGGCAACAAUCUCGGUGAUAGUGAUCUCUGCCUCUGCAGUGUUGCUCUUCUUACUUCUUAGAAAGGAAAGGUAGGCCUUGUUUAUGUUGCCACUUGUAUCAAAAGCUUUGCAAGGACUGCAGGCCAAAAUGUAAAGGCUAGGCAAGUGAGAUGCAUCUGUCAUUUUGCCACCAUCAUAUUGAUAGAACACUGUCAUGCAUGUUCUUUUACCAUUUGGUAAGAAGGCUUGAUUGGUUUUA
Messenger RNA from Musa acuminata AAA Group (dessert banana), 1163 nucleotides. RefSeq lists its product as uncharacterized. The transcript has 8 exons. The coding region runs from base 120 to 827 and encodes 235 amino acids. Gene Ontology annotation, molecular function: S-adenosylmethionine-dependent methyltransferase activity. The record is from RefSeq and is a predicted model, not a curated record. NCBI's taxonomy places the organism in Eukaryota, Viridiplantae, Streptophyta, Magnoliopsida, Zingiberales, Musaceae.